GAAAAAAGAAGAAGAAACGUGACUUGGUAUUUGGGGAGGGUAUUGAAGUAAUACAUCAGGGUUGUAGGGGAAUAUAUUAUUUUUCUUUGUUUGUUGGGAAUAAAUUCGACCUAAUCUUUAAAGCUAUCAGAAGUGAAAUCGAAUAGUAGGAGUAAGGAUGCCUUUGAAGGUGUUGGACGCCACCAUAGCUACCUUUGAUGGAGUUUUUGAAAAGUUCAGAGCAGAUUCCCCUAAAAACAAAGCAAAUUUCAUCCUCUUCCUGGCUGAUAUAGACCCUUCUACCAACCUUAGUUGGUGCCCUGAUUGUGUAAGAGCUGAACCUGUGAUAUACAAGAAACUGGAAGCAUCAUCGGAAGAUAUAGCACUGCUUAGGGCUUAUGUUGGGGACAGACCUACCUGGAGGACUCCACAGCACCCAUGGCGAGUAGAUCGCAGGUUCAACCUCAAAGGGGUUCCGACCUUACUCCGGUGGGAAAAUGAUGCAGUCAAAGGUCGACUUGAAGACCAUGAAGCACACCUUGAUCACAAAAUUGCUUCCCUUCUCAAUGGAAAUUAAGUCUCCCUAUUUCUCCAUGCAAUCAAAGGGGACGCUUAUAUCAUGCCUCUUAAUAAAAUAUGUCGGCAGCAUAGACCGGAAUGACCUGAUUUGGAUUGAUAUAUGGAAUAAGUGUCUUUUAAUAGGCCCUGAAUAUGAUGAUUUCAGUAUUUUGCAGAGGAUGGAUUUUUAUGAAUUGUCCCUUUACUUUUCUCGUGUCAUAAUUAACUCCGAUAGUAACAUUAAUUUGUACAAGAUUAUUAGCACUGUUAUUUCCUAUAUGCCAACUCUCCUCUGUCACGAUA
This is a messenger RNA of Lycium ferocissimum, 840 nucleotides long. Its product is annotated as thioredoxin-like protein Clot. Bases 158 to 556 code for a protein of 132 amino acids. Gene Ontology annotation, cellular component: cytosol. NCBI's taxonomy places the organism in Eukaryota, Viridiplantae, Streptophyta, Magnoliopsida, Solanales, Solanaceae. Gene Ontology annotation, molecular function: protein-disulfide reductase [NAD(P)H] activity. The transcript is spliced from 2 exons. The record is from RefSeq and is a predicted model, not a curated record.